Messenger RNA from Coccidioides posadasii C735 delta SOWgp, 1662 nucleotides. RefSeq lists its product as uncharacterized. Gene Ontology annotation, molecular function: snoRNA binding. Gene Ontology annotation, biological process: rRNA processing. The record is from RefSeq and is a predicted model, not a curated record. Lineage: Eukaryota; Fungi; Ascomycota; Eurotiomycetes; Onygenales; Onygenaceae.
CUUAUGUUUUCUCAUAUAGUUACAGCUGCGCGAGGCCUAUUUUCGAGUUCGGAUUCAUCUCAUAGGCAAAGCAACUCGAGCAGGGGCGCGGAGAAUACAGACCCACAGACAAUGCCCGUAGCCACACGAAGGUCCAUUCUUUCGCAGUCCGAGGACUUCUCGUCAAGGAACAGCUCCCUAGCUGCCAAUGGAAAGAGAAAAAACAACUUGUUGACGACAGAAGCAGCCCAGGAGCCUACACCAAAACGCCGGAGAGGCCAGAGAGCAGACGGUACUAAAUCCCAGUCCAAUACUCCACAGCCUAACGGAGUGCCCAAGCGGCGUUAUCAAGUGCUCGAAGCGGUGGAGAUAAGAUCAGAGAGUCGACCGGGAACCCGAGAAUCUUCAGUUGCUACACCCAGGACAUCCGUGAAGCCUGACGAGCCCUUUCCUAGCACCGUCUCGAAAACGAAAACUGCCCAUCUCCGUUUUGAUAGCGAAGAGCCGCAACUAGAGCUCAACGGUGUACAAGAAGAUGAUAUAAAGGAAAAUGAGGCCGAAUCCCAGCAGCAAGAAGAGGAAAUGAGUGAUGAUGAUGAGGCCCCCGAGGCCGUUAGCAAUACAAAGCAGUUACAGGAACUGAGAGAGGCGGAACGAAGAAAAGAAGAAGCCAAACAAAGACAAGAACAAGUGAAAAAGGAAAAACGACGAGAGCAUGAGAAGCGUCUUAAACUCCAAGCGAAAUUUAAACCCGCCCCGGUAGAAUUUGCAAGUCCAAGCAAACCGUUACCGGCUUCAAAACAAGAAGAGAUUCUUUCAGAGAGCUCGGCAACGCUCCAGGGUUCUGAAGCCAAAGCACAAUCCUCGUCUUUUCUUCCAACCUCCCUCCCUAAAUUCCUUCCUGAUGAAAUCUUACUCGCCGAACCACCUGUCCGCCCACCGACCCCGCCAAGGGACGUUGAAAAGCCGUCUGGGGCGUUGAAACCAUCAGGCAACAAGCUUCGCUUUUUAGACACAGUGGAGAAGAAGCCAAAAGACGUCAGGCUAGGAGCAAUGUCAAUCCGCGUUCUUGAAGACUCUCACAGUGCAGCCGGCGGUAAAACCGAUUUGCAUAACAGUCUACCCCCCAAGGCAUCGAAAAAGGGCCGGACUAUUAGGGAGAGCUGGAUGGCAGGCAAUAGGAGAGGGGUAUCUGCUGUUCAUGGUGGCCUAAGAAGGACCACAGGGGGGCCAUCUGGUUUCCUGAGGAAAUGAGAAUACCAAGGCAUUUUAUAUUUUGAUUUUUGGUAAACGUUACAUUGUUAAUUUACCUAUCGUACACUUUCCAAAGAAAGAACAGGAAGAGAAAAGAAAAUUAAGAAACGACGUUUCUGGGCGCGGUUCCUCCUGAUGUGUGUAUGGACGCAAGUGCAAAAUAUAUCCAUCAAAUCGGUUACUCGGCGGGGAUUACAUGCUGAUGGUGUGACAAGCGCAAAAUGCAAGCUACGAAUUUGAAGGUGAAAUUUGAAGCCUUCAAAAAUAUCGAAUUGAUUAUACCCAAAGUAGCUUGUGAUCGUCCUGGGGAUUUUGGUCCUUGAAUCAAGGCACCGUAUCAUGGCCAAGAACGUUUCUCACAUUCACAGGUUAGCACCUGUAGGAAAUUGCGGACUCAGCUGAGUCCUACGGGGAGCUGACCUACGGCAU